GCGGAGUGCACCUGUGACUUUUUGUCUCAUCUUGCGCAAAAGAACCAAAUAACGAGCAACGUCCCUCGAAGUCAAGUGUGUUUAUGGGAAAUACGUUUGUAGCUCGCGCCAGCGACCACGGCUAGUUGUAGCCAAAAGCCGCCGAGCAAGGAUACGGGAGGCGUCCUCAGCACGCUGCCCAUCGCCGAACUCGCACAUUUACAGAGAUUAUACCUCACUACUAGACUUUCAUAAUGGCGAGCACCCUGCGCCGCCGAGUUCCCGGCAACGACACACCGUCUGAAACGCCGAUAUCGCGCGAUGGGAGUCCCGACGAGCCCGAGAAAGUCAAGAGUGUUGUUCAUCACCAUCGGCCAAAAACACGGAAGCGCAGAAAUACGGCCAUUUUUUUGCUUGGAAGCCUCUUCGGUAUCAUAGCAGCGGGGUUUUUCGCAAAAAGCAGUGACUUGAUAGAUUUCCCUGAGAUUGGGGAGCUGAGCAUGGACAGCUUUCUGGACGUUCUCCCAGCCGGACUGGUUAAGGAUAUGCGCGAGUUGAUCAUUGGUGAACGCGCCUUUCUCGAGAGCUACGACGCCUUCUCGGUUGGCCUCAAGGUUCGCUCCGAGGGGUUCGAGGCGCACCACCCCAUGGUCAUGGUGCCCGGCGUCAUAUCGACAGGUCUCGAGUCCUGGGGAACUUCGAACGUGUCCCUCCCAUACUUUCGAAAACGUUUAUGGGGCAGCUGGAGCAUGAUGAGAGCCCUAGUUCUGGACAAGGAGACCUGGAAAGCCCAUAUCAUGCUGGACAAAAAGACGGGCCUGGAUCCACCGGGCAUCAAGCUGCGAGCUGCGCAAGGCUUCGACGCCACCGACUUCUUCAUCACAGGCUACUGGAUCUGGAAUAAAAUCCUCGAAAACCUGGCAUCCCUGGGCUACGACCCUAUAAACUCCUACACGGCAGCUUAUGACUGGCGGCUGGCGUAUCCCAACUUAGAAAAACGAGAUCACUAUUUCACAAGGUUGAAGGCACAUAUUGAGUUGGCUGUGCAGCUCCAAAAGAGGAAAGUCGUUCUUACGUCACACAGCAUGGGGAGCCAGGUUGUCUUCUACUUUUUUCACUGGGUUGCCUCGAAACACGGCGGCCAAGGGGGCGAUGAUUGGGUUGAGAAGCAUAUCGAGUCAUGGAUCAACGUUAGCGGGUGUAUGUUGGGGGCGCUCAAGGACGUCUCCGCCCUCCUCUCCGGCGAGAUGCGCGACACUGCACAGCUGAAUGCCUUCGCUGUCUACGGACUCGAGAAGUUCCUGAGCAAGUCGGAGCGGGUCGAUAUCUUCCGUGCCAUGCCGGGUAUGUCAUCCAUGCUGCCAAUUGGGGGCAGUGCUAUCUGGGGUGAUCUUGACGGUGCGCCCGAUGAUCAGCCAGGCCAGGAGCAUAGCUACGGUUCAUUCCUGAACUUCCGAAGGGGCCAAAACUGGACGACGCCUGACCGGAAUUUCACCGUGGAAGAUGCUAUGAAGUACCUUCUUGACAUAUCAGAGGACUGGUACAGGGACCAGGUGACAGGAACCUACUCUUGGGGGGUUGCACAAACCACCGCUGAAGUUGAAGCAAACGAAGAUGACCCAAAGAAAUGGAUCAAUCCUUUGGAAACCCGGCUCCCACUCGCACCCAGUUUGAAAAUCUACUGUUUCUACGGAGUAGGCAAGCCGACGGAACGAGGGUACUACUACCGCCCCCCCGAACCCGGCUCGUUCACCAACUUGAAUAUGACAAUCGACACGGGUCUGACGCAGGGCAUGGUUGACCACGGUGUUGUCAUGGGCGAAGGAGAUGGGACAGUCAAUCUCAUGAGCACCGGCUACAUGUGCAACCGUGGGUGGCAGAUCAAGCGAUACAACCCGGCCAAGGUCAAGGUUACGGUCGUUGAGAUGCCGCAUGAGCCGGAACGCUUCAACCCCCGGGGCGGGCCUAACACGGCCGACCAUGUUGACAUCCUGGGCAGGCAAAAUCUCAACGAAUUCAUUCUCAAGAUCGCGGCCGGAAGGGGGGAUACGAUAGAGAACCAUAUCGUCAGUAAUAUCCGCGAGUAUGCCGCGAAGGCUAAGGUGUACGAAGAGGAAGAUGAAAAAGCCAUUGCGGAUCGCAGUGUGGCAACCUGAGUGAUAGCUAUAAGGGCGUUUUGGGGUCGACUUCAGUGUAUGUAAUCCGUAGAGUCGAGUUCUCGGUCGAGCGGGGGUGUCUGCUUCGACAAAGCACUCGUCGAGUUUUUGUAACGUGGUACUCCGUAGUUUGAUACCCUGUUUUGAUGGGCUGAAACUAAGCACGACGAAUUGGCGCGGUACGCCGACUUCGUUCACCAGUACGAUCGUCUCAUGAGGAGCAGGUUCCUGCGCAAGGAGCGGUUUCGCUGCGAUCGGCACAGCCGGGAUUUGUGUGCAAAAGCAAUGGAGGAUGCUGGGGUAACUUCGCAGAG
Messenger RNA from Thermothelomyces thermophilus ATCC 42464, 2449 nucleotides. RefSeq lists its product as uncharacterized. Gene Ontology annotation, biological process: lipid storage; triglyceride biosynthetic process. Lineage: Eukaryota; Fungi; Ascomycota; Sordariomycetes; Sordariales; Chaetomiaceae. The transcript has 2 exons. The coding region runs from base 234 to 2135 and encodes 633 amino acids. Gene Ontology annotation, molecular function: phospholipid:diacylglycerol acyltransferase activity. Gene Ontology annotation, cellular component: cytoplasm; perinuclear endoplasmic reticulum. The record is from RefSeq and is a predicted model, not a curated record.